UACAACAAUUUAUCAUUAACUCUCAAAUAAGUCAUUAGCAUCAUAAUAAAAUCUAACAAAGACAAUAUCAUGAAGAAUUACAGUGUGAUUGCCAUUCUUUCUUUGGCAGUACUAUUUUUCACCAUGCUUCCCCCAUCUGCAGGGGAAGCCAACUUUUGUCCAGGAGCUUUCACGGCAAAAGGUGUGUGUGCAAGUAUUGAUUGUGGGGAUUUGGCAUUGUUUCAUUGGCCAGCAAGUUCGAUGCCUCACGGUUGUGUGUGUUCCGAGGCUGGGCCAAAUCAAAGUCUUUGCACUUGUCAAAUUGUUUGUUGAUCAAAUAAUCAAAUUAAUUAUUAUGUAUGCGGAGUUAGAUCAUGUCUUUACUCUUUCAUCUAUGUUUCAUUAUAUUGGAUUGAAUAAUGUUUCUUCUUUUCAAGAAUGUUUUGAUGAAGUUGGCAAAUGCAAUUCAUUAAUAAAAGGGUUGUUUGUGAGAAAUAGUUUUUCCUUCAAACGACAUAAAAUUUCUGACGUAUG
This is a messenger RNA of Cuscuta campestris, 513 nucleotides long. Lineage: Eukaryota; Viridiplantae; Streptophyta; Magnoliopsida; Solanales; Convolvulaceae. The record is from the annotation of a GenBank genome assembly.